This is a messenger RNA of Ziziphus jujuba (common jujube), 1337 nucleotides long. Its product is annotated as dof zinc finger protein DOF3.4. Gene Ontology annotation, molecular function: DNA binding; DNA-binding transcription factor activity. The record is from RefSeq and is a predicted model, not a curated record. Lineage: Eukaryota; Viridiplantae; Streptophyta; Magnoliopsida; Rosales; Rhamnaceae. The transcript has a single exon. Bases 358 to 1083 code for a protein of 241 amino acids. Gene Ontology annotation, biological process: regulation of DNA-templated transcription.
CCUCUUCUGGAGCCGACUGAAAUGUCGUGCUUAACAGAACACUGUAAAGCUGUUCCCUCUGCUUCAUAUAUGCCUCAGAAAAAAAAUUGUUCUCAGUGAGUGUACAGUAAUAGAUACUCUCUCUCUCUCUCAUUCUCUCACUCUCUCCCACCAUAAAAACCCCCCCAUCCAGUUUCUCGUCCUCUACAAUCAAAAAACCGUCCUCUUCCUUUUCAUCUUCUUCACCUUCACACCGUUUCAGAGAAUUCUCACCAAACUUCUUGUUUCUUCUUACUCUUUGAAGUUAGACUUAAAAAAAAAAAAAAAAGAAAACUCAAAACAAAACACCCACUCACUCAAUUCGUCAGAGCAACCCAGAUGCCGUCCGACUCGGGCGACCAGUGUCGAAGACCGCCUAAAGCCCAUAACCCAGGAGCUCCACCACCCGAGCAAGAACACCUUCCAUGCCCGCGCUGUGACUCAACCAACACCAAGUUCUGCUACUACAACAACUAUAACUUCUCUCAGCCGCGCCAUUUCUGCAAGUCGUGCCGCCGCUACUGGACCCACGGAGGUACUCUCCGUGACAUUCCCGUCGGAGGUGGAAGCCGUAAGAACGCCAAGCGCUCUCGAACCGCCACUUCCGCCGGUUCCGUUAUCACCACCAGUUCGCUUUCCGACCACCACCAUCCGUUGUCCUCUGCCCCUGUUCUGGUUCCUCUGGCGACCAACCAAGGUGGGUCGCCGUUGCAAUUCGGCGGCUGUGGCGGCGGCAGUGGUGGUGGCGAUAUGAAGGCUAACGUGAAUGCGCUAUGCAGCGGGACUUUUACUUCUCUUCUCAACACUCAGGGACCCGGGUUUUUGGCUUUGGGUGGAUUUGGGCUUGGUUUGGGAACUGGGUUCGAGGAUAUGAGUUUUGGGAUUGGGAGGGGUAUUUGGCCUUUUCCUGGGGCUGGAGAUGGUGGUGCUGGCAAUGGUGGUGGCGGUACAGCAAUUGGAAGCUCGUGGCAGUUUGAGAAUGCUGAUGGUGGUGGGCUUGUUGCUGGAGAUUUCUGUUCUUGGCCUGACUUGGCAAUUUCAACCCCUGGGAACGGUCUCAAAUGAAUGAUCUUUCUUUUCAUUUCUAUUUUUAUUUUUUUUUAUUUCUCUUCUUCCCUCUUUUCUUUUUUCUUCUUUUUUAUGGGUUUUAAUGGAAGUUAUGGUUUAGAGUUUGAAGGACUUAAUUUAGUUCUGAUGGUAAAUUUAGCUCUAAGAAAUCAGAAAGAAAGUUACGACCUUUUUUUAUUUUUAUUUUUUAUUUUUCUUCUUCCCCUUUGUAAUCACUAUGCCCAUUGCUAUAAUAUUGUUAGUUUUGCAAA